Racocetra persica is the source of this 421-nucleotide messenger RNA. The record is from the annotation of a GenBank genome assembly. NCBI's taxonomy places the organism in Eukaryota, Fungi, Glomeromycota, Glomeromycetes, Diversisporales, Gigasporaceae.
CGAACACAUUCGUAAAGAACGCGCUAAAGUUUCGUCCCAGAAAGGACGCGAUAAACUCAAUGCUCACUACAAAAUUCUAGACGAUACUCUCUCAAACACAUCUUAUGCAACGGAAAAUCCUUCAAAGGCAGACAUAUUGCUAAAUGCGGCCUUGUGUAUAGAGAAGUUCCGCGAAGAGAAGAUAGAUCUUCACAAUAAGAUCGACAGAGUAAUGACUUUAAAGGAUAAAAUAGAAACGCUUCUUAAUGAAGUAAAGACUUUGAAAGAUAAAAGAGAGUAUUUUCUAAAUGAAGUGAACAUUAAUGAAGUGGCUCGGUUAGAUUGUGAAAUCGAAAUACGUGAUAAUGAACUAAAUAGCCUAAAUGUGCGUUUUAACGCAGAACUUCACAACUUAAGAUAUCAAAUGGGUGGGUUUCGCUGA